Molecule: messenger RNA, 1408 nt
Organism: Echinops telfairi (small Madagascar hedgehog)
Lineage: Eukaryota; Metazoa; Chordata; Mammalia; Afrosoricida; Tenrecidae
Gene: AUP1
Product: AUP1 lipid droplet regulating VLDL assembly factor
Exons: 12
Coding region: 4-1389 (461 amino acids)
Cellular component (GO): membrane
Molecular function (GO): ubiquitin binding
Source: RefSeq, a predicted model, not a curated record
GCUAUGGAACCUCCUCCCCCGGCGCCGGGGCCGGAGCGGCUCUUUGACGCGCACCGGCUCCCGGGUGACGGCUUCCUACUCCUCGCGCUGCUGCUCUACGCGCCCGUCGGGUUCUGCCUCCUGGUCCUGCGCCUCUUUCUCGGGGUCCACGUCUUCCUGGUCAGCUGCGCGCUGCCAGACAGCGUCCUCCGCAGGUUCGUGGUGCGGACCAUGUGUGCGGUGCUGGGGCUCGUGGCGCGGCAGGAGGAUUCGGGGCUCCGGGAUCACCGCGUCCGAGUCCUCAUUUCCAACCACGUGACACCUUUCGAUCACAACAUAGUCAACCUGCUCACCAGCUGUAGCACCCCCCUGCUCAAUAGUCCGCCCAGCUUUGUGUGCUGGUCGCGGGGCUUCAUGGAGAUGGAUGGGCGCGGGCAGUUGGUGGAGUCCCUCAAGAGAUUCUGUUCGUCCACGAGACUUCCCCCGACCCCACUACUGCUCUUCCCGGAGGAGGCCGCGACCAACGGCCGGGAGGGCCUCCUGCACUUCAGUUCCUGGCCUUUUUCUAUCCAGGACGUGGUCCAGCCUCUUACUCUGCGAGUUCAACGACCCCUGGUCUCCGUGACAGUGUCCGAUGCCUCUUGGGUCUCAGAACUGCUGUGGUCACUCUUCGUUCCGUUCACGGUCUAUCAAGUAAGGUGGCUCCGCCCUGUUCACCGUCAGCGGCAGGAGGGGAAUGAGGAGUUUGCCCUCCGGGUACAACAGCUGGUGGCCAAGGAAUUGGGCCAGACAGGGACACGACUCACACCAGCAGACAAAGCCGAGCACAUGAAGCGACAGAGACACCCCAGAAUCCGUCCCCGGUCAGCCCAGUCUUCUUACUCUCCCUCUCCGGGCCCUUCUGCCGAUGUUCACCAGGCAACUCUGGCGCAGCAAGUCAAGGAGGUUUUGCCCCACGUUCCACUGGGCGUCAUCCAAAGAGACCUGGCCAGGACUGGCUGUGUAGACUUGACCAUCACGAAUCUGCUGGAGGGGGCGGUAGCCUUCAUGCCUGAAGACAUCCCUGAGGGAACCCAGGCCCUUCCUACUGCCUCUGCCCCCAAGUUCCCCAGCUCUGGCCCGGUGACCCCUCAGCCCACAGCCCUAACAUUUGCCAAAUCCUCCUGGGCCCGGCAGGAGAGCCUGCAGGAGCGCAAGCAGGCACUUUAUGACUAUGCCAGAAGUGUCUUCCUCCGUGUCCCACAGGAGAUUCACAGACAGGCAGGCCCAGGAGGCGGACUGAGCUCAGAGCAACAGGAUGGCACCCAGAGCCGCAGGACGGAGGCUGGGGCAGCCCUCACCCACCUCACAACAGGCUGGAUGGGUGGCUGGUGUAGAGGGAGGGAUGGGGCUCCCCCGAGGUCACAUUAAAUUCAGGGUUUUCAUUCAA